UGGCUGCGGCAGCUCCACAACUACAACUCCCUCAUGGCCGUGGUGGGCAGCCUGAGUCACUCGGCGCUCGCCCGCCUGUCCAAGACCAACGCCUGCCUGCAGCCGCAGUCGACCCGCGCGCUGGAGGGCCUCAGCGAGCUGCUGUCCUCGGCGUCCAACUUCAGCAACUACCGGCGCGCCCUCCACGAGUGCCAGGGCUUCAAGAUCCCCAUCCUCGGCAUCCACCUCAAGGACAUGAUCGCCAUCAACGCUGCGCUGUCCGACUGGCUGCCUGGCGACCACAUCAACGUGCGAAAGAUGGCACAGCUUACCCCCAUCGUCGCCGAGCUUGAGGACCUGGCCAGGAUCAACCCGCCCGUCAUCGCCCACAUGGACGUCGUCAACACGCUCCGGCUCUCCCUGGACGUACAGUACACCGAAGACGACAUUUACGAGCUGUCGCUGGCACGGGAGCCCAGGAACUCCUCCUCGCCCCAGUCCUCCCCGACGCAGACCACGGCUCCAGGCGUGGCCGGAGUCUUCGCCGACUGGGCGUCGGCGGCGUGCUCACCCCCGGACACGGCCACCAUCGAGAAGCACGUCAACGCCAUGGUGGACGCCGUGUUCAAGCACUACGACAACGACCGGGACGGAUACAUCUCCCGCGAGGAGUUCGACUCCGUAAACACCAACUUCCCCUUCAUCGCGUCCUUCUGCGUGCUCGACGCUGACCACGACGGCAUGAUAAGUAAACUCGAGAUGAAGAAGUACUUUAUCCACGCCAACUGCCACGCUCUGAAGAGUCUCAAGAACGGCUUCAAGCACGACUUCCACGAGACGACGUACUUCAAGCCCACGUUCUGCGCACAUUGCGCCGGCCUG
Frankliniella occidentalis (western flower thrips) is the source of this 861-nucleotide messenger RNA. Its product is annotated as ras guanyl-releasing protein 3. NCBI's taxonomy places the organism in Eukaryota, Metazoa, Arthropoda, Insecta, Thysanoptera, Thripidae. The record is from RefSeq and is a predicted model, not a curated record. Gene Ontology annotation, biological process: Ras protein signal transduction; positive regulation of GTPase activity. Gene Ontology annotation, cellular component: plasma membrane. Gene Ontology annotation, molecular function: guanyl-nucleotide exchange factor activity; calcium ion binding.